AUGGCCCCUCAGGCGGGCGUCAACGGCGUGCUGCCUGUCGCAGUCCUGCAGAGAAAUGCACCUGCUCAGGCCGCCCGCGGCCCCAAGGCUGCCCAGCCGCGCCUGAAGCUCGUCUUGCGCCGCCUGCCCCCAGGCUUGACGAAGGCGGAGUUCGAGAGCGCAGUUGGUGACGAUUGGAAGGUCGGUGCCGGCAAGGUCGACUGGUUCAACUACAGAAAGGGAAAGGUCUCGAAGGACGCAGCCAAGCCUUCGAAACCCUCUCGAGCAUACUUCCACGUUAUCAAGCAGGAUUUCGUCACCCAGCUCGGAGACCACGUCCGCGCUCUCACCUUCCACGACGCCGCAAAGUCAUGGCAGGAUCCUGCGCUUGUCGGCCCACCUGCACUCGAGUUCGCACCGUACCCGAAGAUGCCCGGUGGCCGUCGUAGGAACGACAACCGCCAGGGCACCAUCGACCAGGACCAGGACUUCAAGGACUUCCUCGAAAGCCUGACCAACCCAAUCAGUAAGCCUGCUGCCCCUGACGGCGAACCGGCGAAGGAGACCAAGGGAAAGACGACGCCACUGAUCGAGGCGCUCCGUGAGAAGAAGGCGAACAAAGAGAAGCCGAACAGCAAGGGGCGCGCUGGACGUGGAGAGAAGGAUGCCACCGCGGAGAAGAAGAUGCUCGCCAAGCCGGGCAAGGAGAACGCACCCCACGCAGGGGACAAGAGUCGCAGAUCAGGCAAGGCUGACAAGGCCCUGAUGACCAAAGAAGCCGUCAAGAUAUUGAACAAGGAGGCAUCGACCUCGAAGCACGCGAACACUACCGCAGACAAGGCCUCGGCCAGCCCUGCCCCAGAGCGCAAGCGCGGCAACGUCGCCCUCGCAAAGUCCAUGCUCCAGCGCGAUCUUGGGGUAGGACCUGGGCCUGCUCCCAACCGUCGUCGUGGAACGAAGCGCGAGGUUGCCGGCGGCGAUGCGACAGCCCAAGCAAAGGAUGCGCCUGCUGCAGAGCAGAAGCCCAAGGACACACCUGCUGCUCAGAACGCCGCAUCGCCAGCUGACAAGGCCGCUCAAGCAUCGCAGAAGAAGGAGCGCCCAACCCGCGCCGAACGUAGAGCGUUCAAGGCUUCUUUGGCGGACACCACGAACGGCAAAGCUGCACCGGGCGAUGCAAAGCCUCAGGCGCAGGGCAAGGCACCAGCAACACCAGCUCCCCAGAUCUUGAAGAAGCCGCAGCCUGCGCAGACACCGACGGUCCCCAAGGGCCCGGCGGCAUCACGCGCUCCGCCAACCGAGCCCGCCGCGCCAAGAUUGACUCCUGGGCCGGCGAAGGUGCAAACUCCAGCACCUCCAGCCACGCCGGCAGCUCCUCCUGCCAGGUCCACUCCCUCUCGACCGGUGCCCGACGCCACGAGCAAGCAGGCCUUCCUCAAGCACGCCAACCCAUCACAGGGCAUCACCGAGCCGUUGAUCGAAGAGGCCCUGAAGGUGUUUGGCGGACUCGAGAAGGUCGAGAUUGACAAGCGCAAGGGAUUUGCGUACGUCGACUUUUCAGAGCCAGAGGGUCUGCAGAAAGCCAUGGCUGCUAGCCCUAUCAAGAUUGCUCAGGGCGCUGUUCAAGUUCUCGAACGCAAGGCGCCAGUUGCCAGAGGUUCUCGCUUCAAUGCACCACCCCAGGGACCCCCUCAUGGAACGCCAACUGGACCAGCCCGUGGCGGCCGCGGAGGGUUUGCACCUCGAGGACGUGGACGUGGAGGCGCACGCGGAGGAGCCAACGCUGCCGCUGCCGCUGCCGCUGCUCCUGCUCCUGCUCCUGCUCCUGCUCCUGCUCCAGUCUCUGGUUCUGCCGCACCUGCUGCUCCAGCUGCCGCCCCUUCAGCCCCUGCGCCCGCCGCUGGCACUGCUACAUGA
Macroventuria anomochaeta is the source of this 1896-nucleotide messenger RNA. RefSeq lists its product as uncharacterized. NCBI's taxonomy places the organism in Eukaryota, Fungi, Ascomycota, Dothideomycetes, Pleosporales, Didymellaceae. Gene Ontology annotation, cellular component: nucleolus; cytoplasm. Gene Ontology annotation, biological process: positive regulation of translation; nuclear-transcribed mRNA catabolic process, nonsense-mediated decay. Gene Ontology annotation, molecular function: mRNA binding. The record is from RefSeq and is a predicted model, not a curated record. The coding region runs from base 1 to 1896 and encodes 631 amino acids. The transcript has 2 exons.